This is a messenger RNA of Myripristis murdjan (pinecone soldierfish), 8106 nucleotides long. It is a transcript of the gene rad54l2, whose product is annotated as RAD54 like 2. The transcript is spliced from 22 exons. Lineage: Eukaryota; Metazoa; Chordata; Actinopteri; Holocentriformes; Holocentridae. Bases 192 to 4781 code for a protein of 1529 amino acids. The record is from RefSeq and is a predicted model, not a curated record. Gene Ontology annotation, cellular component: nucleus. Gene Ontology annotation, molecular function: ATP hydrolysis activity; ATP binding.
UAUGGUCACACUGGAAUAUCUGGGAAAUUAGCAACCUUUACCAGUUCAUUUACACAAUUACCGGGCACAGUAAUUGAUUAAUCUGAGCUGCAGGCACCAACACGCACGUUUCUUGGAGGGAGAAAGUGAGCGUACACGAGGGCUCCUAAUGAGGGUGUGUAGGUAAUACUCUCAGAGCUCCGUAGGACGCCAUGUCUGAAGAGGCAUUUUCAGAAAGUGACCUGGAGCACAGUCUUAACAGUGAAGAGGAGGAUUUGGAAAAUGAAGAGGAGGAGGAGGAGGAUGUGGAUGAAGACGAGGAUGAAAAUGAUGGAGAUGAUGAGGAUGAUACAGAACGACCUGCAAGUGCCCAGGACAAUGCAGAAACAGCUCAGGAUGGUGGGGACUCCACUUCAGCUACCUCUGAAGAGCCUUCCUCUGAGCCUCCGUCUCAGCCUGCAUCCCGCCCCUCCUCCAGAGCUCCCUCCAGACCUGCCUCUCGCUCCCAGCCUCCAACCAGCCCAGAGAACUCAACCCACAGCAAGCCACCUGCCAGCAAAACAAAGAAACAAAAGGCCUCUAAACUGUCCAAGUCCUCCAAGGCUCCAAAAGGCUCCAAACCCUCCAAGCCAUCUAAGCCUGCACACAUGAGGAAGAAUAUCAGAAAGCUGCUGGAAGAGCAUCAGCUGGAGGCAGGGACCAAGGCUGCCCAGCAGGAAGAGCUGGAGAGGCGGAAACGUCUGGAACAGCAGAGGAAGGACUUUCCUACACCUGCCCCGCCUGUCCCUGACUCUCAAAUAGCUUCCAUCUGCUUUCCUGCUUCUCCAGCAGGUGAAACUGCUUCAAGAUUAGGGGAAGUAUCUCAGUUGGUACCUGCUUCUCUGAUCAAGCACGAUGUGAUCUGUCUGGAUAGCAGUGGGGAGGAAGAGGAAAAAGAGGAGCCUAAGCUGCCUGCACUUGCCAUCAAAGAUGAUGUAAUUGAGCUCAGUUCUGGGGACGAGGAUGCGCUGCAGAUUAGCAGCGAGUCAGCUGAUGAAGAGACUGAGGGUACCGGUGGAACAGAGGAGAGCAGCGGGGCGCACAUCAACGACACACUGAACCAGCCUGAUGCCCAGGGUAGAGUGCUGGUCAACAUCAACCACCCUGCAGAAGAAGAGGACCUUUACCUCGCCCCUCAACUGGCCCGGGCUGUCAAACCUCACCAGGUUGGUGGAAUCAGGUUUCUCUAUGAUAACCUGAUUGAGUCUUUGGAGCGGUACAAGACCAGCAGCGGCUUCGGGUGCAUCCUUGCUCACAGCAUGGGACUGGGCAAGACCCUUCAGGUCAUUUCCUUCAUAGACAUCCUGCUGAGGCACACUGGGGCACACACUGUGUUGGCCAUUGUCCCUGUGAACACUCUUCAAAACUGGCUGGCGGAGUUUAACCUCUGGCUUCCAUCCCAAGAAGCCCUUCCUCCUGACACUGACCCUGUGUUUGUCACAGGCCGCACAUUCAAAGUUCACAUCCUCAACGAUGAGCACAAAACGACAUUGGCCAGGGCCAAGGUUGUGGAGGAGUGGUCCAGAGAUGGGGGGGUGCUGCUCAUGGGUUAUGAGAUGUACCGUCUGCUGUCCAUGAAGAAGAGUUUUGUCAUGGGCCGGAAGAGGAAGUCUAAGAAACCAGCAGGGCCAAUCAUCAUUGACCUGGAUGAGGAGGAUAGACAGCAGGAGCUCAUGAAAGGUAUUGAAAAGGCGCUUGCACGGCCUGGCCCAGAUGUGGUGAUUUGUGACGAGGGUCACCGCAUUAAGAACUGCCAUGCCAACACAUCGCAGGCUCUAAAGAACAUCCGUUCACGCCGCAGAGUGGUUCUGACAGGCUACCCGUUACAGAAUAACCUCAUUGAGUAUUGGUGCAUGGUGGACUUUGUUAGGCCUGACUUCUUAGGCACACGUCAAGAAUUCAGCAACAUGUUUGAGCGGCCCAUUCUGAAUGGGCAGUGUGUGGACAGCACACCUCAAGAUGUUCGCCUGAUGCGCUACCGCAGCCACGUGCUGCACAGCCUGCUGGAGGGCUUUGUCCAGAGACGUGGUCAUGAUGUACUGCGAGAUCAGCUUCCUUCCAAGGAGGAGCAUGUGAUCUUGGUGCGGCUGUCUCCCAUCCAGAGGGCGCUCUAUACCGAGUUUAUGAACCGCUUCCGAGAGGCUGGGAACAGUGGUUGGCUCGGUCUCAACCCACUCAAGGCCUUCUGUGUGUGCUGUAAGAUCUGGAAUCACCCGGACGUCCUCUAUGAAGCUUUGCAGAAGGAGAAUCAGGCCAGCGAGCAGGACCUGGACCUCGAUGACAUCACUUCAGCUAGCAACUCCCGCUGCCCCGCCCCCGGCACUGGCCUCAAAGCUAAAGUAGCCGAUUCCACCAACAGCAAAGUUAAUAACAACUUGCCAGGGCUCAAUCCCAUUCAGGAUAGAGCCAAUCAAGUCAUCACAUAUGAAUGGGCAAAAGACAUAAUGUCCAACUACCAGACAGGCAUUCUGGACAACUCUGCUAAGAUGGUUCUGCUUUUCCAUUUGAUUGAUGUGAGUGUGAGGAGAGGAGACAAGAUGUUGGUCUUCAGCCAGAGCUUGUCCACCCUGACGGUGAUUGAGGACUUCUUGUCAAAGAGACCCCUGCCGACAGGCAUAGGAUCCUGUGACACCCAAAACCAGAACUGGGUCCGCAACCUCAACUACUACAGACUGGAUGGGAGUACAUCAGCCACAGAGAGAGAACGACUUAUCAGCCAGUUUAAUGACCCAGAGAACAACACAGCAUGGGUCUUCCUGCUCUCUACCAGAGCGGGCUGCUUGGGCGUAAAUCUGAUUGGGGCCAACCGCGUUGUGGUGUUUGAUGCCUCGUGGAACCCGUGUCACGAUGCCCAAGCAGUGUGCAGGGUGUACCGCUACGGCCAGAAAAAACCCUGCCACAUUUAUCGCCUCGUCUGUGAUUUCACCCUGGAGAAAAAGAUCUAUGACAGACAAGUCUCCAAACAGGGCAUGUCUGACCGAGUGGUAGAUGACCUGAACCCAGUGCUGAACUUCACCCGCAAGGAAGUGGAAUCACUGCUGCACUUUGUAGAGGAGGAGCCCGAUCCAGCCAAAGUCGCUCUGGAGCUCCGGGAGGACAUGGAGGAGGUCCUCAGCCGAGCGUGUCAGCUCCACCCUCAUCUCAUCACCAAGAUACCUUUCCAUCAUGAGUCUCUGCUAGUGGACCGGAAGGAGUCAAAACUGACCAAAGCAGAGAAAAGAGCGGCCAAGAAGAGCUAUGAAGAUGAGAAGCGAGCCUCUGUGCCCUACUCUCGCCCAUCUUAUGCACACUAUUACCCAACCAGUGACCAGACACUUGCCAAUAUACCAGCAUUUAGUCAGCGCAGCUGGCGUCCAAUGACACGGCCAGAUGACAAGCCCGUGGCAAGUGUUAGACCCAUCCAGUCCACCCCAAUUCCCAUGAUGCCUCGUCAGGUCACCAUGGGCAUGGCUGGUUCCAGCUCUGGUGGCAGCUUUCCUGUCAACUACCUGCAGAAAGCUGGGGUUUAUGUGCAGAGGAUUGUCACCACAACUGAUAUUGUAAUCCCAGGAGCCAACAGCACAACGGAUGUACAAGCCCGAAUUGGUGCAGGAGAGAGCAUCCACGUCAUCAAAGGGUCUAAAGGUACCUACAUUAGGACCAACGAUGGAAGAAUUUUUGCUAUCCGGUCUGGAAAGAUCAGUAGACCAGCGAUGGGAGGCUCUGCUUCUUCUAGAGGUUCAACAGACUCCCAGGGUUCUCAAAUCCACCCGGUCAGUAAUGGCUGUUCAUCUCCUGCGGAGCAACAACGCAGCCCGGACAGAGAGCAGCGCCCCUCAACCCCAGAAAGCCCGGAGAUUCUGCGGGAGCUCAGCCGCUACACCACCUCCACAGGUAAUGCAGCUGCAAGUGGGGGAGGUGAAUUGCCGUCGCCAUCAGACAUGUCUGCGCUGCCAGCAGGGGACGGAGGCAAUCUGCAGAACAAUCAGACCGGUGACCUCAGCCGGCAACUCAGUGAUGACCUCCUAGGCUCUAAUUUAGAGGUGCGCAGUGGCAAACGCAAGAGUACUGAAAGCCAUGGUAACAAGCCGAUAGGAGGCAAGCGCACUUGUGCUACAGCACAUUUCCCCAACCUCCCCCUGGGCAGUGGGCUCAGCUUUCCCCCCGUGGGUCUGAACUCUUCCUCCCUACUGGGAAACCUCGGCCACAUGAGUCACCCACUUCUGAUGGGUGGCAGUGGCGGAUCUUCAUUCCUUCAGACACCAGGACAGACGCUGGGUGACCUGCAAAACAUGUUCCCCUCUGCAGGAUCAGAUCUGCUGAGCCAGUCAGCCACAGGGAAUGGACACCUUCCCACAUCCUCCACCUCCUCUUCCUCGUCAUCGUCAUCCUCCCUUUCCACCGUUUUCCCUUCUGCUGUCACCACCAUCCCCAUGUCCUCUACCCCGUCAGCAGCCACUUCUUCUUCCUCCCUGGCGUCAGGUUCUCUGCCCCCCUACUUGAUGAACCCCAACAUGGCUGGUCUGCUGUCCUCAGGCUUCACUCUCAACUACAGUCAGUCCCUGCUCUCUGAGCCCAGAAUGUUCCCCACCCCUCUUCUCUCCGGGUCCGGGGGCUUCCCUGCACCCAGCCCCAGCUCUGCUGCAGCCGGCUUCCUGUCACAUUUCAACAAUCCCACUUCCAGCCUAUUGGGGGCAGCUCUGAGCCAACCUGAUACACAUCUGACCACAGAGAACGGCGGUAGUAGCUCUGAUGACGACGUCAUAGAGGUGACAGGGCAGUAGACAGUCAGAGACCUCAAGAGGCGAUUUCACACACAAAAAUGGGGGACCCUACAUUAGGGAUGGGAACAUUCACUGGAGACGGCAAUGAUUACACAUUUACAUGACUAGUUGUUAAGUCAGGCACAAUUAAAAUCAUAGUGUAACUAAAUUAAUUACUUUUACCCAUGAAUUUAAUAUGUAAAAUUUGUUUUUCUUGUUACACUUGCCACUUGUACAGCUAUUUAUGUUUGAUGAAAUUCUAAUUUGUCUUUCCUAUUUUCACAAGUCCCAAAUGAUAGUUGUAUAAGAAACCUAAAAGAUCUUGUUUCUUUAACUGUGCUUUUCUGCCAAAAAAAAGUAUAUGUGAAACUAGAUGCAGACAGAACUGGUCUUCAACAUUAAAAGGCACAGUUCUAUUGGACGCCUUCCAUCAAAACUUUCUUGUUUUCAGCACUGUCCCUUAAUUUUACCCCUAUAUUACUUUUCUUCAAUUUGGUAUGUGGUGUAUAUGUCUAUAUUUCAUAGCUGCUUACUUAAGUUUAAUUGCAUUGCUACUUUUUUGAGUGUACAAGCACAUUGGAACGCACAGGAGUAGAAUAAUAAAGGAGAUCAACUUGACACGUACACCUAAAAAAUCCUAACUUGUUUCGAACAUCUGAUGGAAUACAAUUAUACUGGCAAAGGUUGUUUAGUGUUUCUGUUUUUGCAUUUUCUAUUUCUAUUUCAUGCUAGUCGUUUAAACAGUGUAUCAUUCAGCUCAUCAGUGAAAUCAAAAUUCCCAUUCCUAAUGAAAUCAUACAAAUUCAAACUCACACACAGACUCUCACAUGCCUCAAGCAAAUGAGCAAAUAAGUUGAUGAAGUUAUGAGGACAGAGUUAACAAAUCCUUAUGCUGAAUAUCUCCGAUUUGUUCAGCUAAAGCUACAGAGACGACAGGAACAGACUUUUGUCACAUGGGGACCAGCUCAAUCUUUAAAGGGGCUUUCCAAGCACAGCCUAUCAGGCUGUAUUUUUAACAAGGCUUCACCAUGCAAAUAUGUUUAUUUCCACUGUGCUGAGAAGGAAUCAUUUGAUUUUACAAAAAUAGGCUUCAUGUUGGAUUUUCUCAUAAUAUAUUGUGAAGCUGGUUGUGAAUUGUGAACCAUUCAAGUGCAAGCAAAAAAGUAAAUAAACAGUGAAUACUGCUGUUGCAGGUAGUAGCCCCGGUGAUCUGCAUACUCAUGUAGUCCAGGACAGGACUUCUUCAGUGCAGUUUUCCCCUCUGAUAAACAAGACUGGAAUGGUACUAAAUAUGUAAGGGGGAAAUAAUAGAUUAGCACAGCAACGAGCAGCUCGCAGGGGCUAUAGAAUGUAGUGUAAGUUGUUAGCACAAUUCACUCGACGAUAUAUAUUUGGAGAAAAUCCUUCAAGAUUUAAAAAUUGGAUUAAGCUUUCAGAGAGCUUAUUUUAGUCAUUAGCAAUUUGAUAGACAUUGUAGCAUCCCCUGUUGGAAAGGAUAUCAUGUGAUCUGGAUGUUUUGAUUACAAUACUAUACCUGAAAAUGUUGAUACUUUGUAAAUAGCGGUCAUUAUCAUUGUUUAUAUUGCAAGUUAAUACUGUGCAGUGUGCAGAUUUUGGUUCAAGGGAGUGGUUUUAGGGAGAUGGUUUAUUAUUAUGAUGACUCUCAUGACGAUAAACACACCCUUGCAUUGAUGCCGGGGAAACAAAUUUACUUUCUUUCAAAGAAUCCUUAAACUAAAAUGAAUGUACUUUCAUGCUAGCCUUUGAUAACACGGGCUGGGACAUGGAUUCGGACUGUGUUCUUUAAUUUUUAGCCUUAAAUGACACAAAGGGGUCUUGAGUCUUAGCAUUUAUGUCAACACAUCCUUUUACAAUCUGUUGGAAGAACUACUGAGCAUUGAGACAGUUGGUGUCAAACUCAAAACACAAGUUUAAGGUAGAUUCAGCGUUAUGACUAAAAGCACCAAGUGCAGGGGUCAAAUAGAGUGCAAACCAAGAUUUGUUGUUGCUAAUUCAGUUACAAGAGCUUAUUAUGUGUUUUGUUUUUUUGUUUGUUUGUUUGUUUUGUUUUUUUGUUCCACACUGACUUUUAACUGAAGUAUCCCCACCAUUAUUUCAUGUAACACUGCAGAGUCCACCUACAUGCUCCAUGCUUUGACUGUUACAUUUUGCUUAUAAAGUCUGGCUUAGUUUCAGAGAGACAUGCUGAGAACAGUUACCCAGGAGCCAUUGCAUUUGUGCAGCCCGAGUGUACAACACCUCAAGUCAGUGUAGCUACUAGUCACCAAGCCGGUUACAUUUUACCACUUCCACCACCGACUGUGGCAGAUCGAGUCAGGUUAUGUGACAGCCUUACCAAACUGACAGUGCCAUUAUGUGGUAGCGUUUCACAGAGGUGUGUCUUCUAAAGCAGUGCAGUGUGUGUAGUUUCUUUCUGUAGUGUCCAUGUCGGACUGCGAUGCUUAGGGACUUUAGGUCUGUGCUGUUCUCUGUAGCCUUGUGUUUCUGUGUUGUGACGACACCUCAAGGUAUUUAGAUCCGGGAAGAUCCCUUUCAUCCGUUGAUACAUAGGGUAGAUGCAGUGGGUACUAAUUAACUUUAUGAGAACACUGGAUAAUCUAACACAGCUGAUCAUUCCCAAUGGAAUUAUUUUUUUUCUUCCAUUUUUUGCAGGGUCUGCUUUUUGCUCAAAGGCCCCAAACACUUAGUACUGUACACAUUUUACUUAAUUUGUUACUGGCUCCUUAUCUGUUAUUUUGUGUGCUAUAUUUUUCCCAUGAUUAUGGACAUCCUUCAGUUUUCUUAACUAUGUCUUGGGAACUUCUGAUUUGGUUUGUCCAAUUCGAAGGUAGACAGGCUUGGCACUUUGACAAAAAAAAAAAAAAAAUCAUAUCUGCUGAACUUGUGAAUUGUUCAAAGUACAUCAUACUGGCCCCAUGUCUUCAUUCUCAGUCUUCUAAAUCAAUUGGAAACACUGCUCAUCUGAAUCAUGGUAUUAUCAGUUUGUAAACAAACCCUGUCUGUCAUUUCUUGUCAGUUAUGUGCAUUUUUUUUUAUGUUUCAUAGGAAUAAUUCAUUUUUUUAAUGUUUUUUAUAAAUUCUUAUCGGUGUUAGCUCACCUCUGGCAGUUCUUUUUCCUUAUUUCGAUGUGUUUACCAAAUUUAUUUAUUUAUGAUGGAAAAUAUAUUCUCAGUUUUUUGUAAUUACGUUUUUUAACCUUUUUGUUCACUUCGACCCAUUGAUGGCUGAUCCAGUAAGAAAUUUGAUUUCAUAUAAGCAGCCUAGAGUGGAGCAGAAUAUGACUGUGUUAUCAGUGUUAUUUUAACAAUAAAACUCUUCAAUUUCA